AUGGCCCUCCUAGCAGCAGAGAAGAGCAUAGUAGCUGUAGGAGCCUCUCGUGGUGACCCUCGCACCCCCAUCUUUGAGGGGUGUUCCCCCUCCCCCCUUUUGCCCUCUGUUGCCUCUACUGCUGCGGCCGACCUCGUUGGUCUUGUGUCGUUCGGUGCGGCGUCUACCCCUAGCGGGAGACGCCGCCCUGGCAAGGGCAAGGGGGGCAGGGGCGCUGGAGGAGCUAGCGGGGGCGGUGGAGGCGGAGGUGGAGGUGGCGGAGGGGGUGGGAGUGGCGGUGGGGGUGGUGGCGGGGGUGGAGGUGUCGGUGGCGGCAGUGGAGGCGGAGGCGGCGGCGGUGGUGGUGGUGGGAGCGGAGGUGGCGGAGGUGGCGGCGGUGGAGGAGGCGGUGGCGGAGGAGGUGGAGCUGGUUGGGGUGGCAGUGCGCAGAGGGUCGGCUCCGGUGGUGGUCAACGCCAGCAGCAGCAGCAGCAGCGCACUCGUGACAUCCCCCCCCUGGGCAUUGAGACUGCUGCUCUAGGUACUGGUGAGGCUGCUGCUCUAGGUGCUAGCGAGGCUGCUGCUCUAGGUGCUCGUGCGUCUGCUCCCUCAGGUGCUGGUGAGUCUGCUCUCUCAGGUACUGCGUCGGCUUUGGCCUCCCACACCUUCACCCUUGACUCGGGGGCUUCUCGCUCCUUCUUUCGAGACCGCACCAUACUCACGCCGCUUGGCCGGCCAGUUGCAGUCUCUCUGGCAGACCCCUCUGGGGGUCCUGUCCUUGCUCACUUCUCAACUGUCCUCCCGUGUCCGACGGCCCCCUCUGGCACCCUGUCUGGCCUUUACCUCCCCUCGUUCUCUACAAACUUGGUGAUUGGUGCUGACCUACAGGAUGCGGGGGUUCACCAGUUCACUCCUGCGAGUCAGCGGGUGACCCACUGCACGGACGCUCGGACAGGCCGACACCUGGCCACGUUUACACGUCGGCCGGGGUCGAGCCUGUACACACUGACCACUGCGUCUCCUCCAGACACUGCGUCUGGUCAGGUAGUUGCGUUGGGUCAGGUGUUUGCUGCAGCGUCCAGGUCUGGUCCUGAGUCUGCCCCCUACUCGUGUCGCCUCCUGUCUCACGAGACUCUCCUGUGGCACCACCGUCUUGGUCACCCCUCCCUGCUUCGUCUCCGAGGCAUGGCCUCUCGUGUCCUUGUCUCUGGUCUUCCCCGGUCCCUCCCUCCCCUUCCUCCGGGGCCUGGCCCUACCUGCGUCCCCUGUGUCAAGGGACUGCAGCGGGCUGCCCCUCACUCCUCCCAGUUUCCUCCGACAGAGGCCCCGCUGCAGACGCUUCACAUGGACGUGUGGGGCCCGUCCCGCGUCCGUGGACAAGGUCACGAGCGCUACUUCCUGCUGGUGGUUGACGACUACUCGCGUUACACCACAGUCUUCCCCUUGCGCAGCAAGGGUGAUGUCACUGAGGUGUUGAUCGACUGGAUCCGCGCAGCUCGUCUCCAGCUCAGGCAGAACUUCGGCUCGGACUUUCCUGUUCUGCGUCUGCACUCUGACAGAGGCGGAGAGUUCUCCUUUGGCCUUCUGCGAGCCUACUGUCGUGCACGAGGCAUUCGCCAGACCUUCACGCUUCCGGACUCUCCACAGCAAAAUGGGAUUGCUGAGCGCCGCAUUGGCAUGGUCAUGGACGUCGCCCGUACGUCCAUGAUGCUUGCGGCUGCCCCCCAUUUUCUGUGGCCGUUUGCGAUUCGGUACGCGGCGCAUCAGAUCAACCUUCACCCCAUGGUCUCCAUGCCGGAGACCUCCCCAGCUUUGCUGUGGACGGGGAAGGUUGGCGAUGCGUCUGCGUUCCGUGUCUGGGGAUCUCGGGCGUUUGUCCGCGACUUGUCUGCGGACAAGCUGUCCCCUCGUGCUGCUCCUUGCGUCUUCCUUGGCUUCCCCCCUGACGCGCCAGGGUGGCAGUUCUACCACCCCACCUCUCGCCGUGUUCUGUCCUCCCAGGAUGUCACGUUCGACGAGUCGGUCCCCUACUACCGCCUCUUCCCCUACCGCACUCCGUCCCUCCCCCCGCCACCGCUCUUCCUUGUGCCAGGUCCCCCCCCGGUAGACCCCCUCCCCCCUCAGGGUCCUACCCCUUCAGGUGUGUCCCAGGUAGACGCAGUCGAGCCUGUCGAGGUUACAGGUGACUCUGGUGCUGCUGAGGGUGCUGAGCCUGGGGGUGCUGACUCUGGGGGUGCUGAGCGUGUGGGUGCUACGCCUGGGGGUGCUCAGCCUGGGGGUGCUGAGCCUGGAGGUGCUACCACUAAGGGUGCUGAGCCUGGGGGUGUUGAGCCUGGGCUUGCUACGCCUGGGGGUGCUGAGCCUGGGGGUGCUCCACCUGGAGGUGCUGAGCCUGGGGGUGCGGAGCCUGAGGGAGCUGGGCCUGCUCGUGUGGCGUCUGGCGGUGCUGGGCCUGGAGGUUCUCAGGGUGCUUCGUCUCGGCGGGAGCCACUCUCUCCACAGGAGUUGCGCGAGUGGUUUGCCCGGCGCUGGAGGCGUGCUGCUGGAGCUGGAGGUUCUUCGGCUGCUGAGGGUGCUGGUGCCGCGGGUCCUGGAGGUGCUCGUACUGGGAGUACUGGAGCUGCUGAGCCGGCAGGUACGACUGGAGCUAGAGCUGCUGAGGGUGUUGGCGCUGAGGCUACUGCUGUCGGUCCUGGAGGAGGUCCUGCUGGGGGUGCUACUGGUGCUGCUGGGGGUACUGGAGCUGGAGGUGCUGCUGGCGCUCGUGCUGCCGCUAGGGGUACUGGUGCUGUCCCUGCUGUGUCUGGAGUAGCCGCGCGGCCUCGGUCGUACUUCGUUCCGCUCCUUCAGCAGGUUCUUGGUCUCCCGCCUUCUACUGGUCCUCCUCCUCCCUUAGAGUGUCCAUAG
This is a messenger RNA of Closterium sp. NIES-65, 2886 nucleotides long. The record is from the annotation of a GenBank genome assembly. Lineage: Eukaryota; Viridiplantae; Streptophyta; Zygnematophyceae; Desmidiales; Closteriaceae.